AUCCGGCCCGCGGCCAUGCGCCAGCGCCGCGCCGAGCGGCCGAGCGGCGGGGCUGCACCGCCGCCGCGUCCCGCGGUAGCGGCGUGAAGCGGCGUGAGGAUGAAGCGGGCGAGGCGGGCCGCGCCGGGCCCCCUGCCCGUGCUGGGGCUGCUGCUGCUGGGCGCCCUGCCGGGGCUCUGGACGGUGCUGCUGCGGCGGGAGGCGGCGGCGCUGCCCGAGCCGCGCCCGCCCGCCGGGCAGCCCCCGGGGCGAUGGGGCUGGGCGCGCUCCCCGGCGGCGCGGGACGAGUCCGCCGGCGGCGGGCAGAAAACUUUUCGGACGCUGCUGGCGGUGCCGGCGGCGGCGACGGGCCGGGAGGAGCGGGACGGCGAGGAGCGGCUCGCCGUGACCGACUCGCCGCCGCCGGCCGACGCCGCCUCUCCGGUGGAGCGGGGCAUCUUCUGGAGCCGUGAGCUGGAGGAGCAGGUGCCGCCGGGCUUCGCGGCGGAGGAGGCGGCGGCGUGGCUGUCGGCCGCCCGCGCAGCCCGCGUGGCCUCGCUGGAGCGCGGCGGCUGCGGGCGCAGCUCCAACCGGCUGGCGCGGCUGUCGGACGGGAGCCGCGCCUGCGUCCGCUACGGCAUCAACCCGGAGCAGAUCCAGGGCGAGGCGCUCUCGUAUCACCUGGCCGGGGUGCUGGGCAUGCAGGAGCGGCUGCCGCCCAUGGCCCUCGCCCUGGUGGAAGCCCGCGGGCGGCAGUGGGAGCCGGUGCGCGAGGAGCUGCGCGGCUCGCACUGGGCCGAGGGCGCCGUGGUCAGCCUGACCCGCUGGGUGGACAACCUCACCGCCGUGGUGGCCCCGGCGCCCUGGGGCGACGAGCCGGGCGCCGGCCGGCGGCUGCAGCCGCUGUCGGCGGGGGAGCUGGUCGGGCUGCCGCCGUCGCAGCUGGUGGAGCUGGUGCAGUGGAGCGACCUGAUCCUCUUCGAUUACCUGACGGCCAACUUCGACCGCCUGGUCAGCAACCUCUUCAGCCUGCAGUGGGACCCGCGGGUGAUGCGCCGCGCCACCAGCAACCUGCUCCGCGGCCCCGACGGCGGGCUCGUCUUCAUGGACAACGAGGCGGGGCUGGUGCACGGCUACCGCCUCCUCGCCAUGUGGGACCCGUACAACGAGCCGCUGCUGCGCUCCGUGUGCGUGUUCCGCGAGGGCACGGCCCGCCGGGUGGCCGAGCUGCACCGCCGCCGCAGCGCUGCCGCCGAGCUGCGCCGCCGCUACCGGGCGCGGGAGCCGCUCUGGGCGCGCCUCGGCUUCCUGUCGGAGCGCCAGGCCGAGCUGCUGCAGGCCCGCGUGGACUUCGUGCACCGCCACAUCGCGCACUGCCGCGCCCAGGCCGCCGCGCUCUGAGCGCCCGCGCCCGGCUCCGCGCUGCUCCCGGUGCUGCCCGGCCGGAGCCGGCCCCGCUGCCGCCUCGGUGCCCCGGGCUGCG
Messenger RNA from Oenanthe melanoleuca, 1462 nucleotides. RefSeq names its product four-jointed box kinase 1 (gene FJX1). The transcript has a single exon. Gene Ontology annotation, biological process: cell-cell signaling. Bases 100 to 1380 code for a protein of 426 amino acids. The record is from RefSeq and is a predicted model, not a curated record. NCBI's taxonomy places the organism in Eukaryota, Metazoa, Chordata, Aves, Passeriformes, Muscicapidae.